This is a messenger RNA of Racocetra persica, 592 nucleotides long. Lineage: Eukaryota; Fungi; Glomeromycota; Glomeromycetes; Diversisporales; Gigasporaceae. The record is from the annotation of a GenBank genome assembly.
CAUGUAAGAGAUACUAUUUACUUUCAAUCAAAGAUUCAAAUAAUUUUGAUAGUGAAUCUUCUACUGAAGAAAGUGAGAAUAAUCCCUGUCAGCUUAAAGUACCACGAUUAGCUAAAGAAUCAUUAAACUGGGACCCGAAUUGGUCUAAAUUAUAUCCUUGGGUUUAUCAUGGAGAAGGACCAUUAAACAAAUUUAUGUUUUGUCGUUGGUGUAUAGAAGCUGGUAAAAAUAAUAAGUUUACUAAUGGUUGUGAAUACUUUAAAAAACAAUCCUUAGACCGGCACGUUAAUAUUAGUGAUCAUUGGAUAGUAUGUGCCGCUCGAGUACAAUCUCAAAUUACCUUACAUUCUAGUUUUGCUAUUCAAGCUAGAACCGAUCAAAUUAAGCUUGCUGAUAAUGAUAAACGAACGUCAUAUAGUAGUUAUCAAAAUAAUGUUUCAGCACGUAAAUUUAUUGAAUCAAUUGGUCAUGUUAUAGAACAAGAAACUUUUCAAGAACUACGUAAUUCAGAUGCAAAACCAAUUUAUCGAUUUCUUGGAUUAAUUUUAUUAACAGAUAGUACUGCAAACACAAUUAUUGCUGAAAUUGAUCG